AUGAGAUGUGGUUGCAAAUUAAUUGCAACCAAUAAAACCAUCAAAACGGCGAACCAAAGCGAAUUUUUACACACCAAAACGCACCCACGCUUGUUCCCAAGCGUGCGGUCACCUACCAAUGCAAUAGAAGCAGCAACAGCAGCAGUCACACAAACACACAAACGUACAAAGAAAAAUCUCAGCAGACGGAGAAGCAGAAGCUGUCUCAUUCUCUUACAAAAUCUCACUUAUAUAAUGACUUUAGUAACAGUAUUCGCAAGCGCACUGGCGUUGCCCACCCCCAUAGCAUCCACAUACCCACCUUCCAUACAACCCACAACACCAUCAGUAGUGACAGCAGCAACAAAAGCCGCCACAACGCAAAACACAGUGCCGCAUAGCCGCAAUACGAUCGACGUGAGCAGCGGCACAGUCUACACGGCGGCGCAGACACCUUCGGAUGGGUCGCGGCUGCGUAAACGACAUAGCAAACGGCAUAGUAAUUGGUAUGACUUUAUUAAUUUCAACGAGAACACAACCGAAUUGGAAUGGGUGAAUCCGUGUGGUGGUUUCUAUGUGCCGUCGGCGAUGGAGGGCGGACGGGCAAUGCGGCGGAAGAGUCCAAAGCAGAUCUUGAAUAUGCUUAAAAAGGCAGCUGGCAAUGAGUAUAAAAUGUUGAAGGCCGGCCAGCAGGAUAUUGAUAUAAGCAAUAUUGAAAUUUGGUCGCUGCACAAUAAGACUUACAAAUUUCUGCCGAAAUUGAAGAGCAACUCAACGAUCGCGCUGAAACGUUGGUACCGCAACAUACAAUCGUACAUCGCUUCGUUCGCUUAUCUGCGUCGCAUUCAACGCGCCUGGGACAUGAGUAAGCUGCAGCGUGAGAAUAAGACCUCACGUGAAUUGAAAUUCUUGCUCUUCAGCUCGCGGCGCAUCCUAUGCGAAAUAGAGACAGCUAUCAAUGAUACAAUGCCCGUGCCGCGCACAGCACGCGGCAUACGCCUACCGCACGUGACGCGCAACCAAAUGAACAAACGAUUGAAGCUCUACACAAAGCGACGUGCCGAACGCAAUCCGAAAGUGUUGCAGGAGGCGAAUACCAUUGAUUUAAUGUGGGUCAAAUAUUAUUACUAUGAAUUUUUGGAGACAAUGUGGAAGGUGUUGCGUCAGAAAACGAAGAGACGCGGUCAAGUGGCAUUGGCGCAAAAUCCAAAAGCUUACAAUGAGGUAGAGAAGCAUUUCGGCAGCAUUGCGGCGGCGGCGGCAGAGCAUGAAACGGCAGUAAGAACUAGCGCCGAUGGCGGCAGUAAGAAGCGUAGUAAAGGGCGUUUGGCGCAGCUGAGGCGGGGAAAUGUGGGCAGCAAUAGGGGGAGUGCCAGCAGCCGUCGCAGAGGUACUAGUGGUGGUGAUAGUGGCAACAAAAGCCGUUUAGCGCAUACGCGUGACAGCUGA
Anastrepha obliqua is the source of this 1428-nucleotide messenger RNA. RefSeq lists its product as uncharacterized. Bases 1 to 1428 code for a protein of 475 amino acids. Lineage: Eukaryota; Metazoa; Arthropoda; Insecta; Diptera; Tephritidae. The record is from RefSeq and is a predicted model, not a curated record. Gene Ontology annotation, biological process: embryonic development via the syncytial blastoderm; cell surface receptor signaling pathway via JAK-STAT. The transcript is spliced from 4 exons.